Chinchilla lanigera (long-tailed chinchilla) is the source of this 1957-nucleotide messenger RNA. It is a transcript of the gene Slc18a2, whose product is annotated as solute carrier family 18 (vesicular monoamine transporter), member 2. NCBI's taxonomy places the organism in Eukaryota, Metazoa, Chordata, Mammalia, Rodentia, Chinchillidae. Gene Ontology annotation, biological process: xenobiotic transport; aminergic neurotransmitter loading into synaptic vesicle; transmembrane transport. The transcript is spliced from 16 exons. Gene Ontology annotation, molecular function: serotonin:sodium:chloride symporter activity; xenobiotic transmembrane transporter activity. The record is from RefSeq and is a predicted model, not a curated record. Gene Ontology annotation, cellular component: terminal bouton; synaptic vesicle membrane. The coding region runs from base 119 to 1675 and encodes 518 amino acids.
GACGGACGGACGGACAGACGGAGUGGUCUGCGGGAGAUCGGAGGUACGCGGAGCCCUCUCCCUGCGGGCGGGCGCGGCGCGGGAGGACGCGGGGCGCACGGACCCGCCGCCCUGAGCCAUGGCCCUGAGCGAGCUGGCGCUGCUCCGCUGGCUGCAGGAGAGCCGCCACUCGCGGAAGCUCAUCCUGUUCAUCGUGUUCCUCGCGCUGCUGCUGGACAACAUGCUGCUCACCGUCGUGGUUCCCAUCAUCCCCAGUUAUCUGUACAGCAUUGAACAUGAGAAAAAUGAUACCGGCACCCAGACUCCUCAGCCAGUGUUCACAGCCUCCACCCCAGGACGCUUCCAGAGUAUCUUCUCCUACUAUGACAACUCCACCAAGGUCACGGGGAACACCACAGGAGACCUUCACGGGGGGCAGCUGCAUAAGGCCAUCACCACACAGCGUGUGGUGACCAACACGUCUGCUGCCCCUUCCGACUGCCCCAGUGAGGAUAAAGACCUCCUGAAUGAGAACGUGCAGGUUGGCCUGCUGUUUGCCUCCAAAGCCACUGUGCAGCUCUUCACCAACCCUUUCAUCGGACUGUUGACCAAUAGGAUCGGCUAUCCAAUUCCCAUGUUUGCGGGGUUCUGCAUCAUGUUUAUUUCAACAGUUAUGUUCGCCUUUUCUAGCAGCUACGCCUUUCUGCUGAUUGCCAGGUCCCUGCAGGGCAUCGGCUCUUCCUGCUCUUCUGUAGCUGGGAUGGGCAUGCUUGCCAGUGUGUACACAGAUGACGAAGAGAGAGGCAAUGCCAUGGGGAUCGCCUUGGGAGGCCUGGCCAUGGGGGUCCUAGUGGGCCCCCCCUUUGGGAGUGUGCUCUACGAAUUUGUGGGGAAGACGGCUCCCUUCCUGGUGCUGGCUGCCCUGGUGCUCUUGGAUGGAGCUAUUCAACUCUUUGUGCUCCAGCCAUCCCGGGUGCAGCCAGAGAGUCAGAAGGGGACACCCCUAACCACUCUGCUGAAGGACCCCUACAUCCUCAUUGCCGCAGGCUCCAUCUGCUUUGCGAACAUGGGGAUCGCCAUGCUGGAGCCAGCCUUGCCCAUCUGGAUGAUGGAGACCAUGUGUUCCCGGAAGUGGCAACUGGGCAUUGCUUUCUUGCCGGCAAGUAUCUCUUAUCUCAUUGGAACCAAUAUUUUUGGGAUACUUGCACACAAAAUGGGAAGGUGGCUUUGUGCUCUUCUAGGAAUGGUCAUUGUUGGAGUCAGCAUUUUAUGUAUUCCUUUUGCAAAGAACAUUUAUGGGCUCAUCGCACCCAACUUUGGAGUUGGUUUUGCAAUUGGGAUGGUGGACUCGUCGAUGAUGCCCAUCAUGGGCUACCUUGUGGACCUGCGGCACGUGUCUGUCUAUGGGAGUGUGUAUGCCAUCGCAGAUGUGGCAUUUUGUAUGGGGUACGCUAUAGGUCCUUCAGCUGGAGGUGCUAUUGCAAAGGCAAUUGGCUUUCCGUGGCUCAUGACAAUUAUCGGGAUCAUUGAUAUUCUUUUUGCUCCUCUUUGCUUUUUCCUUCGAAGUCCACCUGCCAAGGAAGAAAAAAUGGCUAUUCUCAUGGAUCACAACUGUCCCAUGAAAACAAAAAUGUACACUCAGAAUAGUACCCAGUCAUAUCCCAUAGGAGAUGAUGAAGAAUCUGAAAGUGACUGAGACCCUCAGAAAUCAUCAAAGUGUUUAAUUGUGUAAAAGUGUUUCCAGUGAAAUGACUCAUCCAGAGCUGUCUUAGUCAUACCAUCCAUUCCUGGUGAAAGAGUACAACAACCAAAGGUUAUUAUUUCUUUUCCGUGGUUAUGAUUGACUGCCAACAGCCUUAUAAAGAAAAAGAAGCUUUUCUAGGGGUUUGUAUAAAUAGUGUUGAAAACUUUAUUUUAUGUAUUUGAUUUUAUUAAAUAUCAUACAAUAUAUUUUGAAGAAAUAGGUAUAUUGUAAAUC